GGUUCCAAUGUGUGAAUUACUAAUAUCUUCGUGUCGACUUGCGCUCAUUCGAAAAAUCAUAGGAUGCGCACGCACGUCAUUUCGUCGUGAUUGGUCUUCCACAUGGAAACCAUGUGCUUAUCUUAUUGAUAAUUUUGAUCUAAAAUUGUGAUUCGAAAAUAUUUAAAUAAUGGCAAAAUAUGAUCUCAAAAGUAGCGAAGAAGUGCAAGAAUAUUUAAAAAAUCUUCAUAUAGAAUAUCAAUUUGGAUGUUUAAAUGAGAAAAAACCUGAAGUUUGUCAUUUAUUGGGUGAUUAUAAUGAAUCUAUUAAACAAGAUUCUAAAGAAGCAAUAAAAAUAUAUAAAAAUAAUUGUGAUGAAUUCAAUUAUGGAAGAAGUUGUACGAAAUAUGGUGAUUAUAAAGUAAUAGGUAAAGAAUGUGCAAAGGAUCCUAUAGAGGCAUUCAAAUAUAUGCAAAAAGGUUGUGAUAAUAGUGAUCCAAGAGGUUGUCUUCAUGCAGGUGCUCUUGCAUUAUCUCAAACAAAACUUGAAUCAAGCAAAGAUUCUCAGAUUUCUCUUGGAAUUAAACUGCUAAGAAAGGCUUGUGAUGCUAACCAAGAGAAAGCUUGUUUUUAUUUAUCAGGCAUUUUUUUAAAUGGUAUAGAAGGAAUUAUAGAAAAAAAUUUAAAAGAAGCAUAUGUAUUAUCAUUAAAAUGUUGUGAAUUGAACAAUCCCUAUGCAUGCGCCAAUGUAUCUUUAAUGCAUAAAAAAGGUGAUGGUGUGCAACAAAAUGCAGAAUUAGCAAACACCUUUAAGUUACGAGCUGAAGAAAUAAUGAAGGAAUUACAACAAAAUAGAAGUUCAAUAAAAUUUCAUCAGGGUAUUAACCUUUAAUUUUAUUUUGUUAUUAUUAUAUUGUGUAUAGUAGAUAUGAAGAUAAAAUUUUGUAGUAAAUGUAAUAGUAAUUGAUCUUGUAAUCUUUUAUUCAAUGAACAUAUAUAUUGUACAAAGAUAUAACUUUAUAAGUAUCAGAUUAAGAAUCAGAUUCUAUGAGAGAUUUUUGUCUUUAUUAAAGUAUUAUCUUCAUUGUUUAAUAAUUUUAUAAAUUUAAAAUAUUUCUAUUAGUUUUAUUAUAUUUAUCAAAUUGCACAUAUAUAAUAUAAACAAAUGAGCAUGAAUUUAUGAAAAUAUUUAUUAUUAAAUCUUGGCUUUUUAAGACUUGAUCAUCAAAUUUUGAAAGAUUAUUUUUUUGUGCCAUAAGAAAUAAUAAAAAUUAUAUACAUACUCAAUCUUUAUUUUAUAGUUCUGUAAUCAAAUUCAAUCAAAAAGUUGUUAAUUAAUAAUGUUUAGCACAUUUAUUAAUAUAUUAUUGUAUUCUUUAGUAAUAAAAAUAAAUCUAAUUAAAGACA
Molecule: messenger RNA, 1386 nt
Organism: Apis cerana (Asiatic honeybee)
Lineage: Eukaryota; Metazoa; Arthropoda; Insecta; Hymenoptera; Apidae
Gene: Coa7
Product: Cytochrome c oxidase assembly factor 7
Cellular component (GO): mitochondrial intermembrane space
Molecular function (GO): protein binding
Source: RefSeq, a predicted model, not a curated record